Pteronotus mesoamericanus is the source of this 1074-nucleotide messenger RNA. RefSeq names its product BPI fold containing family A member 1 (gene BPIFA1). The coding region runs from base 118 to 834 and encodes 238 amino acids. The transcript is spliced from 9 exons. NCBI's taxonomy places the organism in Eukaryota, Metazoa, Chordata, Mammalia, Chiroptera, Mormoopidae. Gene Ontology annotation, biological process: surfactant homeostasis. Gene Ontology annotation, molecular function: lipid binding. The record is from RefSeq and is a predicted model, not a curated record.
UUUCCUUAUUCCCACACUAUAAAAAGAGGCUGACUCCUCAGUAAAAGCCAACAGGAGAGGGAAGAGGAGACCAGGACAGCCACAGGGACCUCUGAGAAGCCCAGACACCAAAGAGAGAUGUUUAAAAUUGGGGGCCUCAUUGUCUUCUGUGGGCUGCUGGCCCUGCCCUUGCCUGUGGACCUGGCUUCGGAUCCUACAGAUCUUGCUAAAGGGUUCACGGAUGCUGUCAAGAAUAAUCUGCUUUCUGGGGACCUGUUGAACGGUCUCAAAAACAUUCCAUUGCUGGGUGCCCUGAAGAACCUGGGAAAUGGUCCUGAUGGCAUCGUUAGCGGUCUUCUUCAGCAAGUGAUCUCUUUGCUCAAUCCUCUGAAAAACAUUCUUGAUAUAAAUAUCGCUAGCUCCAAGCUACUGGAACUUGGCCUUGUGCAGAGCGAGGAUGGCCAUCGUCUCUACCUCACCAUCCCUCUGGACCUGGAUGUCGCUGUGCAAGUGCCCCUCAUUAAAAAACGUCUGCUAAACCUGUCUGUGAAGCUAAACACUACUGUGGAAUUGGCCCCUGUGAAAGAUGAAAAUGGUACGGUCCACUUGGUCCUUGGUGACUGCACUCAGCCCCCUGGCAAACUGGACAUCACCGUGCUUGAUGGAGCUGACACCUUCUUCCUUCAAACAUUUGCGAAUACCAUCACCAACAUCUUGAAUAAAGGCAUUCCACUGGUAGUGCAGGGUCCGGUGUGCACUAUAGUCAAUGAACUUUUAAGCCGCUUGGAUGUGUCCCUAGUGCAGGAGAUCGCCAACAAACUGCUCACUGGAGAAGGAAUUGUCAUCAACAUCUAAACCUUCCAGGAUGGGACUCAGCCUCUCCUGAGCUAAACCACUUCCUGCCACUCAAUCCAUUCCCUGCCCAGCUUCUGAGGACUCACAGAAUGCUGCCCAUGUCCUGAACAAAGACACAACCACUGUUUGGGGACCAGAGCAGCCUUUUCUCCAAGGAAACUGUUCCCCCCCCCUUUUCCCACCAGUCAUGUGUUACUUUCCAUAGUUGCUCAGCAAAUAAAACUGCUCUUGACUGCACAA